Molecule: messenger RNA, 1139 nt
Organism: Spirodela intermedia
Lineage: Eukaryota; Viridiplantae; Streptophyta; Magnoliopsida; Alismatales; Araceae
Source: the annotation of a GenBank genome assembly
AUGUUUUCCCAAUCCCUGAGUUUCCCCUCCCUGCGACUUUUGGACGUCGUCAACAGGGGUAGGGCUCGCCGUCAGCGGCUGCCCGGCGGCGCCACCGCCUCUGCAAAAUCGUCUCCCUUCUUCUUGCAGGUGGGCAGGAACGACGGAGCUCCGGAGUUCAGCAAUGGGGAUCCGGCGUCCUCUCCCAUGAGCAGCGGGUUCAUCCCUCCUGCGUUAAGCCGAGCGGACGCAGUGGGCGUCAUCGGCGGAGUGUCUGCCGCCGCCACCCUCAAUUUCUUGGAGAAACUCGCCGCCGGGUGCGGCGGUGAGGAAGGGGAGGGGGCGCCCCCCUUCAUCGUCUGCAGGGACCCGACCCCGUUCAGAGAUUUUCCCUCGAAGAAGAAGGGAGGAUGGAGGAGCUCGUCUGCGUCUUCCUCUUCGUCUUCUUCCUCCUCCCCACAUGGAGAAGGCGCAGAGAGCAGCAGCAGCAGCAGCUUCUUCCAGCAAGACGGCGCUCGGCUGGUGGAAAAUCUCCGCUGCAAGCGGCUCUUCCUGGAGAGCUCCGGGGCGAGGUGCAUAGUCAUGCCCUGCCAAAUCUGCCAUUACUGGCACCGCGAGAUCUCCGAUGGCUGCUCCGUCCCCUUCCUCCAUGUGGGCGACUGCGUCGCCAAGCAAGUCAUGGCGGCGAAACUGAGACCCGUCGAAGCCGGAAGCAAUGUCCGGAUUGGGAUUCUCGCCUCUAAUGCGACCUUCGCCGCCACCUUGUACCAGGAGAAACUUCAGAGCCUGGUCCAUCCUCUCUCUCUUUCUCUCUCUCUGAGGUCUGCUGCGGUGGGGAUUUGUAGCGGCUGCUGAUUAGGGUUUUGCUUCUUCAGGGACUCGAGGUCGUCUUGCCGGACAAGGCAACCAUGGAGCACACGGUGCUGCCCGCGGUGGAAGCUCUGAGGAGGAAGGACAUGCAGGGCGCGAGAACCCUGCUGAGGAUAGCUCUGCAAGUUCUUCUGGUAGGCGCGGUGAACACGAUCGUCCUCGCUUCCGACGACCUGCGCGGGCUCCUUCCACGGGACGAUCCCCUCCAGAAGAGAUGCAUCGACCCCGUGGAUGCCCUGGCGAGGUCGGCCGCCGACUGGGUCGCUCAGAACUCCGGCGAAUCGCUCUGA